Cucumis melo (muskmelon) is the source of this 547-nucleotide messenger RNA. RefSeq lists its product as uncharacterized. NCBI's taxonomy places the organism in Eukaryota, Viridiplantae, Streptophyta, Magnoliopsida, Cucurbitales, Cucurbitaceae. The transcript has 3 exons. The coding region runs from base 27 to 356 and encodes 109 amino acids. The record is from RefSeq and is a predicted model, not a curated record.
AAGGGAUAAACAUUUUUUCAAAAGAUAUGGCAAACGAUGCAAUAAGUAAGGUUCUUGGUCCUGAUCGGGGUCAUAUUAGAGCAUUUGGAUUUGGAGUCACUACAUCGAACUUUUCUUUGUUGUCUAAAAAAGAUGACCAUUAUGCCAAACUUGAAGAAAAGUGUGAGAAGAUGGAGGUUGAAAUGACUCAAAUGAGAUCUUUAAUAUCUCACCUUCUUAAAUCACAAGGUAAUGGAAGUGACCAACUUUCUAAUGCUACAAUGAUCAAGUGGUUAACAAUGUCGCUACUAACCCGAUUGGAACUUCACCUCCGAGUAUUAAUAACAACAAUACUCUCCGCAAGUGCACAUUGCUAGAUUGGGGUGGUACAGGAGAGGUGGUUGCUGAAGGUCGAUGGUCCUCAAAUGAUCCUAAUGUUACUGUUCACCAUGUUCCUCUCGGUCCUCAUGCUGUUAGAGUUUGGGUGGACUUGCCAAAGAAGUCGGAUGCAUUUUUAUGGAGACCUAACUCAGAGAUGACAUACAUUGAGGAUGCUGUUGGAAGCGCA